CGUUGCCUCCCAGUGCACCCGAGGAAUCCCCGAAGUAACUCCUCGAUGGCCUUAUUUCGCCUUAUUUAAGCACCUUUUAAGCCUCUGCGGAUAAAAUAUGGGCGGUUAGAGGCCAGGGAAAGGUAAUAGGGAUGAAGUGAUAAAGAAAAGAAUAGGAAAAAUGCGUGGAGAAUAUGCUACUGUGUAAAAAUGUGUACAUACCAUAUGCUGUAUAUAUUGAGAUACUCAGCAAAAAGCUGUGUAGGUUGUAAGAGCACAAUAACUUGAACUUUGUUUAUUUGUGCAAGGAGAUGGGUUGUUGGUGCAAUGUAGAGAAGAGUAAGAGGAAGACACUGCAUUUGUGUUUAUGUUACACUAUUCCUGGAAUGAAAGUUGUUGAGAAAGAAAGUUUGUGUUAAAGAGACGCUCGAUGCUAUAACACAUGAUGAUGGAGGCUAAGUGCCCAGUGAGAAACGGUGAUCAAGAGAGACAACUCCGUCUAAUCUUGCCGAAGCUUUAAAGAUGGAUUUCAGCCGUUACAUCGUCCAGGUGUUUGUAGGGGCUCUGUCGCCACACUAUGAGGCCCUCUCCAUUGAGGUCAGCAAACAGACGACGGCGCAGGAGAUAACUGUUUGCAUUGUGGAGAGGCUGGGCCUGUCCAACCCCCAACAUUAUGAGUUAGCGGAGGUGAUUGGCAAUGCCCAUGGCCAGGAGUGCAAGGAGCGGAGGCUAGGCCCUGUGGAGAACCCUGUGGCUCUGCAGAUGCUCUGGCCCCAGACGUCCAUCAUUGAGAAUCCAGAUGAUAACGACCAACAUGAGUAUAGAUUUUGCCUUAGAGAGAAGAUCUCGUCGGAUUCCUUGUGGGCGGAGCCAUCACAGCUUGACUCGCAGCUCAUUCGGGACUACUUCUACAAGUUUCUGUACCAGCCCAAAGAUAAGGAUUACCCAGAUCUAUGCCAGCUGCCCAACCUCACAGAGCAGACCUUGUUAGAGAACCUGCGGGCGAGGUUCCAACGGGGUUACAUCUACACAUACGUGGGUUCUAUCCUCAUCUCAGUCAACCCCUUCAAGUAUUACCCCAUUUACAAUCCCAAGUAUGUGAAGCUGUAUCAGAACCAUCGGUUGGGUGAGCUGCCCCCGCACAUCUUCGCCAUUGCUGAUGCAGCCUACCACUCCAUGCUCAAGCAGCGGCGGAACCAGUGCAUCGUCAUCAGUGGAGAGAGUGGCAGUGGAAAGACCGAGUCCACCCUUUUCCUCCUGCACCACUUGACUAUGCUCAGCCAGAAGGGGUCUCAUGGCAGUGGAGUUGAGCAGACCAUACUCAGUUCAGGGCCUGUUUUAGAGGCCUUUGGAAAUGCAAAAACUGCCCACAACAACAACUCCAGCCGAUUUGGCAAAUUUAUUCAGGUCACAUACAAAGAAAAUGGCCUUGUUCAGGGGGCAUGUGUGCAGAAGUACCUGCUGGAGAAGUCAAGGAUUUGCUCUCAGGCAUAUAAUGAGCGCAGUUAUCAUGUGUUUUACUACCUUCUGGCGGGCGCGACAACCCAGGAACGGCAUUCUCUCCACCUCCUCAAGCCCCCUGACUAUCGCUACCUCAACCAGAGCAAAUGUUAUACAAUUGAGGGUUGUGAAGAGCAGUUUGAGUUUUUAAGGCUGAAGCAGUCGAUGGAGAUGGUCGGGUUCACUGCCGACAAGCAGCACAGACUCUUUGCUGUGUUAUCUGCGGUCCUUCUUUUAGGUAACAUAGAAUUCCAGCCAAAGAAAUCCACUUACCACCACGAUGAGUCAGUGCUGGUGAGGAACCCGGAAUUGGUGAGCACGAUCUCAAGUCUCCUUGGGGUAUCUGAGGAUACUCUCAUGAACGCGCUCACUUCCAAGAAAGCACGGGUCCAAGGAGAGGUUCUAGUCAUGCACUAUCGCCUGGCAGAAGCUAUGGCUGCACGGGAUGCCUUAGCAAAGUGUCUAUAUGGGGCAUUAUUUGACUGGAUUGUUCUGCAGGUGAAUUACUCUCUCAUUACACUCAAAGAAUCAGCAAGUGAAUAUGGAGGAAAUUCCAUCGGUGUCCUUGACAUUUUUGGGUUUGAGGAUUUUGGCCAUUGCAACAGGUUUGAGCAGUUCUGCAUUAAUUUUGCCAAUGAGCAUCUCCAGCACUACUUCAACCAGCAUGUCUUUGAGUACGAGCAGGAGGAGUAUCGGCGUGAAGGAAUUUCUUGGACCAACAUUGAGUUUCAGGACAAUGUAGACUGUCUGGCACUCAUUGAGGGGAAACCUUCUGGUCUUCUUUGUAUUUUGGAUGACCAGUGCAGUUUCCCCGCUGCGACCAAUGAAACAUUCCUACAAAAGAUCAACACGGUCCACAAAGACAACAAGUAUUACGAAAUUCCUCAGAAGAGGGAGUUAGCAUUUAUUAUAAAGCAUUAUGCUGGUAAAGUGAAAUAUCAGGUGAGUGAUUUUAGGGAGAAGAACUUGGACCUGAUGCGGCCAGAACUGAUUAGUGUGCUCAAAAACAGUCAAUAUAGCAUCGUGCGAGAGGUGGCAGGGGCUGAUCCGGUUGCCGUGUUCAGGUGGUCGAUCCUUAGGGCAUUCUUCCGCGCCGUCAGUGCAUUCCAUGGUGCGGCUAUCAAGUACACAAAGCGGAAAGGGCAUGAUGACCAAAGAAAGACACCGAAGCAGAAGAUUAACAUUGACAACUCAAGGAUACUCGCAGCCAUCGAAAACACUCAAAACCGUUUGCGUAAGACUCGUCAUAGUCGCUCACGAUCCAGAUCUCAUGGCCCUAGGCAUCAGAAGAACCUGAAAACAGUCAAAGCUCUUGCCCAAAGAACACAGAGUCUCACCUCACAGGGUCGCCUUCCUGGAUCCCGCAAGCCUCCACAUACAGUAACAGGGCAGUUCCAGUUAUCGUUACAAACACUCAUGGAGGCACUCAACACUGCAAAUCCCUUCUUCAUAAGAUGUAUAAAGAGCAAUGCAAAUAAGGAACCAAAUGUUUUUGGAGAUGAAAUGGUAACGCGGCAACUGCGUUACACUGGGAUGCUGGAAACGGUGAGGAUUCGUCAGGCUGGCUUUAAUGUCCGGCUCUCCUAUGAUGAGUUCAUUCAUCACUACAGAAUACUGUUACCAAAGGGCUUACUGAGGGUUUCUCCUUGCAGUUCCCAGCUUGAUGUGCGAGCAUUCUUACAAAACAUGCACUUGGAUGAAGGUGAGUAUCAGAUGGGACACACAAAGAUCUUCAUGCGAGAAUCCCAGAAGCAGAAGCUUGACUCUCAACUUCACCAGACCAUUUUGUCACGCAUUAUCGUGAUCCAGAGAUGGUACCGGACAAUCCACCAGCGGAGGCACUAUCUCACCUUUAGAGCGGCUGUGAUUAGAGUACAAGCGCAGGUUCGUUGUUGGAUAGCCCAGCAAAUGUUGGCCAAGAUGCGGCUUCGGGAACAUGCUGCUACUUACAUCCAAAAAGUGUGGCGAGGGAGUAGGGUUCGCAGAUGGUACCAGAACUUCCGAAGGGCUCUCAUUGCAUUCCAGGCUUGUGUAAGGGGAGAGCAAGCGAGGCAACGGUACCGCAUCCUCCGUGAGGAAUGGAGACGGCAAAAAGCAGAGGAAGGCCGGAGAAGACUGAAGGAGGAGGAGGAGUUAUCGGUGACCUCAGUUACCACUGUUGGAUCUAUUACCUCAGUCCCUGUCGUUGAAUCGUCAGAACCUGCUCAACCCCCUCCCCGAAGACGGUCAACGUCUGUGGUUCAGAAUGCACCAGUCCAUAAACUACACAGAAGACAAAGUGAACAGCUUAUUGGCGAGCGUAGACUAUCGGAAAGCCAGCAGCCAUACAACCAGGAAAUGCGGAGGCUGAGUGAGACAGCUGUUCCCCUGAGAAGAUCCUCCCCUGGAAGUACAGUGGUCCCGGUUCAAACUCGGCACAGUGAAGAUAGUCAAGGGGGACCAUCACCCCCAUCAUCACCAAGUAUUGUAGAAGGAGAGAAAGCAGUUGUGAAAGCUAAGUCCUUCCGACAUCGUCCUUAUUCCAAAGUUCCUCUGGCAAACCAGUCAGCUGUCACUCCGUCAGCAUCGUCAGAGAGCCUGAGCUCCAACCAGCUUGAGAGAAAGUCAAGCACAGGUGGCACAGAGGAUGACGGGAACAGACAUUCUCAGCUACAGCACCAGGACUCACAUGGGGUCAUGAAGUUGUCAAGGCAGUUCAGAAAGCCUUUCAAGAAAAUAAUGGGCAAAAGAGAGGGCAGUAUGAGUGAGAGUGAGGAUGCCAUGUCAUAUGAGUCGCAGCCGCAGACGCCCACCAGUCCAGGCGACUACCAACCCAGCUUCUCGGCAGAGAUUACCUCCUCAGAUGCAUCUGCCCCAGUUGUGAAGGGGAGGUGUGCCAGCAGUGGAAAUGGCCAGCAGGGAGCUUCCUCAUGGGAGCUGCGAGGAGAGGAGCCACGGGCCAAAGAACCCCUCAAGCCUUCAUCUAGCCUGCCAGAUGUGGUACAGGGAUUUUCCAGCAUGGAGCCAGGUGGAGUGCAGGGAGCAGCUUCCUUGCCUCUGUCUGUGGUUGGGGGUGACACAGAUGCCCUGAAACGCAUCCUGGCAAGCAGUCCGCAUACGCUUAAGCAGUCUACGUUGCUGAAGAAGGAAGUGUGCAUUGCAUGUGACAAACCCUUCACAAGCUUCUUCAUCAAUACAGGCUACAAGUGUUUAGGUUGUAAGAAGGUAUUCCACCCUCGUUGCAUUGAGGCUUCCCUCACUAUUGGCUGCCAGGAUGCAUCAGGUGUUGGUAAGGAGAAUGCUAGCCCGUCCAGUAAGAAGCCCAGAAGAUUUGACCAGGAGGAUAACUGGAAUGUCACUCGAACAUCAGAGUUUAUUGACAAGUCAGAUGAGGUCAUUAAGGAUGCAGACGAGCUCAGAAGGCUUGAGGAAUUCAUCACGCGAAAGUUGUACCAACUGGAAGAGAAAGAGAGUGAGAAGUCAGAUACACGCACACAGAGCCUGGACCGCAGCUUCUCUCGUGAAGCACCCACACGGGACCUGGAAGUAAGUGUUCGGCUAAGGGACCGGAAGGACUCCCUUGUUGACCAAAUGUUCUGCCAGUCAUUACGAGAGUUCAAGACCAACCUUGUAUCGACAUACAGCGUAGCCUUCCAGAAGGAGUCCAACUUAGCUCUCAAGUACAAGGAUCUUAUUAAGAAUUUUGAACAGGUAAUGAACACCGUGUGUAAAGAAAAGAUGGGCAAUGAUACCUUCCCAGUCACAAUGGGCGUGAAUGCGUUCCGAGGUUUCCUAGAUGAGUUCAUCCGGGAGAAAAAGAAGCCCAUUGAGGAGAAGUCAUUUGUGAAGAAGAGAAAGAGACACAGACGCAAAAAGAAGAAGGUUGUUAAAAAUGUGGAGGAGUUGGUGUACGGGGCCCAUAUCUUCACCCACAUCAUGGUGAACAUUCCAACACAGUGUGAAGUGUGCAACUCCUUCCUCUGGCUCUCUAUGAAGGCCCUUACCUGCCAAAGAUGUAAAGUGACUUGCCACCAAAAGUGUUACAAAAAGGCUGAUGCUAAGUGCAGCCAUGAGGGCCCCAAACCUGUGGUGGUGGCAACUGGCACCCCGCCAACACGUAACCGGGUCUUCUCUGUCCCACUGGAGAACCUGGUCAAGCCGGGUGAGAAAAUACCAGGUGUGAUAGAUCGCCUCAUCACGAGUAUUGAACUCUAUGGGCUCUACACAGAGGGGCUCUACCGAAAGUCAGGCGCAGCGACAAAGGUAAGAUCAGUGAAGGCACACAUUGAGCGUGAUGCAGACAAUGUUGACUUUACUGACACGCCUGUCCAUGUCCUGGCUACCAUUGUCAAGUCGUUCUUCCGAGACCUGCCUGAACCCUUGCUCACCUUCGAUUGCUAUGAUCCACUGCUACAUGCCACUGAGCUUCAGGACCCAGAUGACCAGCUCCAGACUAUUCUUAACAUUGUCAAGGGCCUACCCAAGCUCAACUUUGACCUGCUUGAGCGACUGAUCUUCCACAUGGUUAGGGUGGCGUUACUUGAGGAGCACAACCGGAUGAGCUGCAAUGCCCUUGCCAUCGUCUUUGCGCCGUGCAUUCUCCGUAGUCAACGCUCGCAGACAGUGCAGGAUUCCUUGAAUGACAUUGCGAAGCAGACUUCAGUUGUGGAGAUCAUUAUUGCAAGACAGCUUCAGCAGGUGAGGACAACCUUGCAGGACAUUGACAAUGUGGACUCGGCUGUAGUCUCAGCAAGCAACUGCCUCGACUUCAUACGCUAUUCGAAGCACCUGACCCAGAGGAGUGGGCAAGGUGCAAGCGAGGCCUCUAGCCUGCCACGCACUGCCUCGGCAGCCCUGCGCACAGGAAUGUCAUAUGAGGCCAGUGAGAAUGACCUCAAGGAGAAGCUGGCUGACCUACAGGGCACCCGAGAGCGACUGGAGCUGCAGCUGCCGGCACUGGUGCGCGUCAGCUCUGAGGAGGACCUGCUCUCCACUGACAUGUCACGCGCUGGCUCCCUCGAGGACAUCCCCGGAACUCCUGCUACUCCCGCCACCCCAGCUACGGCUGUCAGGGGGUCUAGGGACACUGGCUUCUGUGAAGAGUAUGAUGCGCUUUCUGUCACAGAGAACUCGCACCGACUAAGGAGGAAAGCAGAAAUGUCUGACGAGGACCAGAGUGUCACAUCAAGACUUCACCAUGACUAUAGUGACGAUGCUGUGAUGGUAUAGAUGGAAACCACGUGUGAUCAAAAGACUCCUUUAUAGUUGUAGAAUGUAAGUAAUGCAGAAAAGGGGGAAAUAUAUAGUGUUCCAUUUGUUCCAAAAGUGAUUUACAUAAGGUUAACAAGUUGGGAAACUCGCAAACAUAUGUGUGUGCUUAAAGACAGUUAAAGUACACACACAUGCACACAUACACUUGCAUAAAAAACACAACAGAAAAUGUGUUUGUAUCUGCAGGAUGUUUAUUCAUUGUUCAGUUACUGGAACAAUCUUCAGAAAAAAAUAUUUAUACAUAUAUAAGUACAGUAUUCCUACAAAUGAGAAGAAAAUGAAAAUGGCUUAAGGAAAAAUACAGCUGUGUACAAUUUGCUUUUUUCUCAUGGUCUGAUGUGCUGUUUUUUGUACUGUUUUGGUUUCUGAGGCAUGUUUGAGAAUCAGCCAAUAUCUCUCUCUUUUAAAGUACAGUGUUACUCUAAAUGCUUUUGUUAUGUUAAAUGAUUGUAAUGAUAAUAAUGUUAGGUUCAUUUUCAUCUUUUUUCAUACAGUAGUGUGUACAAGAAAUGCUUUUGAAAGAAUUUUUUUUCUACUCUUCUCCAAACUUGUAAUAUUCUUUGUAAACUGCAUUGUAAAUAUGUUUUGUUUUUUAGCUUGAGUUUCAUUAUCUUAUUUCACACACAUUGUUAUUGCUGUUGUUAUUCUCGUAUUUUUUUAUUUAUUUUUUUUUGUUCAUGUCUCAUGGCUUGUGUUCAUAAUUACUACAGGUGUUGCUUCUUUUAUUAGUAGUAUAUUAUUGAUUUUUUUAUUAUCAUUGCUUUCAUCAUUAUGAUAAUGAUGAUUGGUACUAUUAUCCUGUAUCAUUAUUAUUAAAAUUGGCAUUGAACAGUUUUCAUUUGAACGGAAACUUUGAACAAUUACGCAGUUUAUAAUUUUUUUUUUUUUUUUUCAUAUCGUAAACUAGCUGACACUAAUUAUUAUCUUUUUUCCUUGCUUGUGAUACUGUGAAGUUAUUCAGGGGACCAUCAUGUAUAUCUCUGUGUAUAUGUAUCUGUGUGUGUGCAUGCAUGUAUACAUGUAAGCAAAUACAAAACAAAAACACACAUGCAGAAACACACAGACAAUACUACAUACAAAAUAAAGAUUUACAUAGUAUGAAUAUUUUUCAGUUUUUGAGUUGCAUUACUUUUCAGUGUUAUAGAAUGGAACAGAGUGAGGGCUCAGUUCAGCAUGCAAGAACUAUGUUUGUGGAUGAAGGCUUGGGUUUUCAGUGCUUGCAACUGAGGAUCAUAAUUCGUUUUACUGUCAUAUCACUAUCAAUGUUAAUAUAUGCACCUUUUAUUUAGAA
This is a messenger RNA of Penaeus vannamei (Pacific white shrimp), 8020 nucleotides long. Lineage: Eukaryota; Metazoa; Arthropoda; Malacostraca; Decapoda; Penaeidae. The record is from RefSeq and is a predicted model, not a curated record.